Molecule: messenger RNA, 1828 nt
Organism: Stylophora pistillata
Lineage: Eukaryota; Metazoa; Cnidaria; Anthozoa; Scleractinia; Pocilloporidae
Source: RefSeq, a predicted model, not a curated record
AGAAAGGAACUUUGCGUUACUGGUCCAAAUGUUUGAACUGUCAGAUGAGGAAAUAAAAAGUUGUGAAAGUUAUUCUUUUGACAUUAAGAUGACAGUAAAUAUAGGCCUGUUGGAAAUUUUCCGUCCAAAUUUUCUCGCAAUUUCGUAACUCCGUUAACCUCAAGAAGUGGUUGAAAUGGGAACUCCUUACGACAUCAAAACAUAAGCCAGCGAACAACUAAAUAAGAUGGAACGUGUCUACCAGGCGGUGUUGUCUUGAUGGAGUCAAUCUCCGUAUGAAUGUCGUAAAAACGAAAUAAAAGUAAUCACAACGCCCAGUCCCCAACUCUUUACUCGCGUAUUCAGCGCUAACCAAUCAAAUCACUCCGCGCGCUUAAAGAAUUCAUCUCUAUUGUUACGUCUAGAGCGCGGGGAAAAUCUCAUUCGCAAAGACGCCACUUUAGCGAGAAGACCUUCUUUUUGAAGCUGCGCGAUAAAGAGGUUUUUAGACGAAGAGUUUCCGUGGUAUAAUCGAAACAAUGUUGUACAAAGUUAUCACUUGUUUCGUACUUGUGUUUUCAUAUCCAAUAUGUUUGCUGCUGAGUAACCAUGCGGCAACGGUGCAAGCCUACAAGGCAAAAGGUAUCAUACCUCCCUUCUCAAAUCGAGCAUUCCACAUCGGCGUGUGGUUAUUUGUUCUGUGGUACUUGUAUCUUUUCCUCCAGUAUUGCUUCGCAUUUUAUAAGCAGUGCAAAAUUCGUUACUCUCCUGGCUGGUCCGUAAAGGCGGAGAGAAUGGGGCGCAGUGUUUGCCUCGCUCCCGAACUGUCUUACAUCGAUAGCAGUCGCCAGUUCUGCCUUGAAAUUGUCAGUCAAGUCAACAGCGAACGAGCCGAACAAAUUCCUGAGUCAAAGUCAGCAACAGUGUCUCAUCCCCAGAUCUGUGCUCAAAAUGAAUCAAACCGUGCCCACGUCACCUUCACGCCGUUCAAACCCCUGAGCAUGACUAACAAGGGUGUGUCCCAUGUCCACGGUUUGAUCAACCUGUUACUUGUUAAGAGACAAAGACGGGAUUUUCUUGGACCCAGGUCACCACUGUCUCCAUUUACGCUAACAGGUCCUCUGAACCACUUCCCUUCGUGCAACACCGUGAUGGACCUGGCACUAACACAGCGCCGAAGGCGAGAUUUCAUUGGUCCCAGGCCUUUUCUGAAUCACUUCCUGUUUGCAGGUGAUUGCAUUAAAAUGUUCUUUUUUGUGUAUGAAAAACGUACUUUUUGUAAAUACCUUUAAACGCCGAAGCCUUAGCACAGUACCUUAAGAGACAGUCUCAUGCUUAGAGAUUUCCUGGGGGAUCAAUUGAGCUUUUUUGUGCAGUUUCCCUUGUGCUAGAUUUGCAUUUUGCAGCAGCGUAAAAGAACGUAACACAAAAUAACGUAACGCAGCAUUACGUAACGCUUCAAGCUGUAAACGUCUGCGCCAUGUAUUAUUCGCACAACUAAAUAACAUUUUCUAUUCUCUUUCCAGAUGACGAUGCUCUUGAUUAGGACAAAUACGUUGAAGAUUCUGAAUUUGUGCUGACAGUUUUUUGUGAUUCUUACCUGGGUUCUGGGUUCAAAUCUUUGUAAAUUGAAAUUAAUAAACCUCUGCUUGUUACAAUACGUCUCUUUAUGAUUUUUAGCUGCUUUGUUUUCAAUUCUUCGUCAUCUUCUUAUUAUAAAAAGAAGCAAACGAAACGCACGACGACUAUUCUGGAAGAAUCUUCAUCCAAUAUGCAAGGUUGAAGAGUUCCUCUGUGGUAAAGAAUAAUGUACUAUACUUUUUAGAUGUGAUCAAAAGUUUGGAAGCUU